AUGCAAAACCAAGCUCGACUCAACCAACUCGGCGGUGCCUUCGUCAACGGUCGUCCCCUCUCCCUGGAAACUCGCGAGAAGAUCGUCCAAAUGUCUCAAAUGGGAAUCCGCCCCUGCGUCAUUUCUCGUGAUCUGCGCGUUUCUCACGGCUGCGUCUCCAAGAUCCUCUCCCGCUUCAACAAGACUGGUCAAAUCAAGCCUGGCGCUUCCGGCGGCUCGAAGAGAAGAUCCAACGUCAGCAAGGAGCAUGAAUAUCUGAUCAUCGAGUACCGCAAGCAAUUUGCCUACGCCUGGGAGAUGCGAGAAGAAAUGGUCAAACAAGGCGUCCAAAAAGUCCCUUCCGUCGAUCAAAUCAAACGAGUGCUCCGCCAAAAGGGUUGCCCGGAAGAAGGCGACACAACCGACCCCGCUUCCGAUCUUGAUCUUUCUCCACCACCAGCAGCUCAACAAGCCGCGCCAACCAAGCCUCGUCGAGCUCGAACCAACUUCACUCAAGCUCAAGUCGACGCCCUCGAAGGUGCCUUUCUCAAAACCCACUAUCCCGAUGUCUACGUCCGCGAAGAACUCUCCGCUCUCACCGGCAUGACUGAGAAUCGCAUUCAAAUCUGGUUCUCCAACCGACGAGCUCGAUACCGAAAACAAUGCCACGCCCAGCAAGUCUCCAAUCAGCCGAUUCAAACCGCACUUUGCCCUUCAAAUGCUCCAGCGGUCCCAACAAUGGUGCCUUCUCCUCCUCCAAUGGCCGAUUCUCCGCCAACCUCGUGGCCUCAAGAAUUUAGCGCUGGAAUGACUGCUCAAAACGCUCAAUUCAUGCAAGAGUUCUACGCCACUCAACAAGCCUACUUCCAACAAGCGCAGAUCUACCAGAACAUCGCUCCCCAACAAUUCUACGACGUCCAGCAAAUCCAGCAGCCAGGCAACUCUUCCGGCGGAAACAGCCCCAACGACUCUGGCUGCUACUCUCCACCAGCUUCAGCCCCCGUCCCCGAGGGUGCCCAAGAGCAAAUCUACAACGCUCCAAUCAAUCCACCAUCCGUUUCUUUCAGCCCCGAAGACAGCUUCCAACAAUACUUUACCCCUGCUUUCUAA
Messenger RNA from Oikopleura dioica, 1089 nucleotides. NCBI's taxonomy places the organism in Eukaryota, Metazoa, Chordata, Appendicularia, Copelata, Oikopleuridae. The record is from the annotation of a GenBank genome assembly.